UUCAGUUUUAUGCUACAUCAAACGGAAUAAUUCCCCAAACAGGGCUAUCCCAUAACAUAUUCUUUCUGGCAUAGAUAGUUCCCUUUGUGGAGUCAUCUCUGCAGGAGUUUCUUACCCAAAGAAUCAAUAUGAAACGUAUUUUAGAUACGGAAGAAUCACAGUCACACGAAUCACAGUCACACGAAUCCCAUUGGCUCGUGGAUACUUCCCAAAAAAUGGCAAUGGAGGUCGUGAUGCGCGCCUGUCGCAAACGUGGCGACGUCAUCUGCCAGCUCCUGAAGACGAAGGAAUAUUACAAACGCAAAGCUAUGGAGAGCACGAAUAAAGUGCACAUGUACAGAGUAAUGAUUGAGGUAGCCGAGGAACGCAACAAUGAACUCUACGUGCUGUUGAUGAAGGACAAGAUGAACACUAUACAGACGCACUCCUUCAAGUUCAGCCUGAUCGCAGACAAGGAGCAGCUGCUGCGUGAAUUGGACUUUCGUAAAAGAGAGAAUGAGGAACUACAAGCUGUGGUAGACCAGCGAAAAGCAGAGCUUUGCGCCGCACAGGUGGAGCAGCGGACAGUCCGAAAUCUACUAACCCAGAAGGAGCUGGUCGUGGUUCAACUCAGGCUACAAAACACGGAUCUCAUCAACGAGGUUAGGAUGCUCAGAAGCUUGCACAGGGGCAGCCAAUUAAGGGAGGAACGAAUAAACAAGGAACUGCAGCAUAAGUCUGAAAUGAUUGCAAUCAUGGAGAAAGAAUUAAGUUUAAUGAAGGAGGGAAUUCGGGAAUGGAACGACAAUGAGCUGAAGGAGAACGAACAACAGCUGCGUCCAUUGAUAGACCAACUGCAGGACCUCUCCAGGGAUGGCAGCUUCCUCAGGACGCAGACAGCGCAGGAUAGCAACAGCAGGAACUCCGUCUUUCAGAUACUCUGGCCAACUAGCUUGGCGAGAAAACAUUUGCCUACUAUGGAACAGGCGUUUCCUUUCUUCUUUAACCUAAAGUACAUUUUAGGUGCCUGAAACUUUGAAAAGUUGUUGUAAAAAAUUAGAAAAAUAAUUGAAAUUAUGUUAAAUUCGAAAAAAGAUUUUAA
This is a messenger RNA of Drosophila obscura, 1081 nucleotides long. RefSeq lists its product as uncharacterized. The coding region runs from base 129 to 1010 and encodes 293 amino acids. Lineage: Eukaryota; Metazoa; Arthropoda; Insecta; Diptera; Drosophilidae. The record is from RefSeq and is a predicted model, not a curated record. The transcript has 5 exons.